This is a messenger RNA of Acinonyx jubatus (cheetah), 5910 nucleotides long. It is a transcript of the gene MARCHF1, whose product is annotated as membrane associated ring-CH-type finger 1. NCBI's taxonomy places the organism in Eukaryota, Metazoa, Chordata, Mammalia, Carnivora, Felidae. The transcript has 9 exons. The record is from RefSeq and is a predicted model, not a curated record. Gene Ontology annotation, biological process: antigen processing and presentation of peptide antigen via MHC class II; immune response; protein polyubiquitination. Gene Ontology annotation, molecular function: zinc ion binding; ubiquitin protein ligase activity; MHC protein binding. The coding region runs from base 220 to 1902 and encodes 560 amino acids. Gene Ontology annotation, cellular component: early endosome membrane; late endosome membrane; cytoplasm.
UCAGGGACUGGAGUCCUGCAGCCCUGCCAGUAUGCCCCUCCACCAGAUUUCCGUAAUCCCAGCACGGGAGACUGCCAGCAAUGGGAGAAGUUCAGUGGGCAGAAACAAAGAGAAGAACAAGGAAGUCGAGCCAAAGGUAUUCCUGACUGGUACAAUACAGGGGAUAUCCAAGUGCUGUAAUCACUGGUCAGAGAUGGAUCAUUAGAUGACCUGGCUCAGAUGUAUGGACAUGAAUUUCAGAAAUUGAAAAGGGAUAAGAGGAAGGAGAAAAUGCUGGGCUGGUGUGAAGCGAUAGCCCGUAACCCUCACAGAAUCCCAAACAACACGCGAACACCCGAGAUCUCAGGGGAUUUGGCUGAUGCCUCACAAACCUCCACAUUGAAUGACAAAUCCCCAGGGCGAUCUGCAAGUCGAUCAAGUAAUAUUUCAAAAGCAAGCAGUCCAACGACAGGGACAGCUCCCAGGAGCCAGUCAAGGUUGUCUGUCUGUCCAUCCACUCAGGACAUCUGCAGAUCUGCCAUCUUGCAUGACAUGUCAGAAGAUGCAUUUGAGCAAUGCACCCCUGUCAUGGUGCUCAGCCCUGCUAGGAAGGAGUCUGGUAAGAAAUCAGUAAAACAGAGGCCUAGGAGGAGGAGGAGGGCCUCUGAGAGAUAUGAGCAUGCAGAAGAACAAAUAAAAGGGAGAAGUGAUUUUCACCUCCAGAUCGCAAGCCCCAGAUGGAGUGAGCUUUACACAGAUUCUUCAGAUUCCUCUUCCCCAGAUGAGAGUCACUGGAUUCAGGCAAAAAGAAGAGCCCAAGUUAAAUUCCGACUGUCACGAAGAAGAAGGAGAAAUAGUAGUAAACCAUGUGGAAACUUGGAUGGGUCUUCUGCUCCUAAUGGAAUGGAUCUGAUAGAUUUGGAAUCCAAAGGUAAAAAGCAACAAGAGCUGGUUGAACAUGAGAGUUGCUCUUUACAUCUCUGCAGAGGAAAAGGCACAAGGUACCAAGAAUGCAGCCUUUCCCUGCCAAGAGGAUCCUUUGAGAUUAAGAGAUCCUCAAGGAAGCAUGAGGAAAGCAAAGGCAGAUACCACCACAGGGAUCCGCAGCUGUUGCAUAGUCUUGGGCAUUAUGAAACCAUCAAGAAAGGACUUUCAGAAGCAGAUUCUAGCCCUGAAAUAUUGGCAGUUGCAGAAGGCAGCAAGUAUGUGGCUGCUGCUGGGUUCCAGGUGACUAACUCUGUGCAGAAGCCUCCUGCUACCUACCAUGACGGGUCUGAUAAUUUAAAAAUAUGCAGGAUCUGUCACUGUGAGGGGGAUGAAGAGAGCCCCCUCAUCACACCCUGUCGUUGCACCGGCACCCUGCGCUUUGUCCACCAGUCCUGCCUCCACCAGUGGAUCAAGAGCUCAGACACGCGCUGCUGUGAGCUCUGCAAGUAUGAUUUCAUCAUGGAGACUAAGCUCAAACCCCUCCGGAAGUGGGAGAAACUACAGAUGACCACCAGCGAAAGGAGGAAAAUAUUCUGCUCUGUCACAUUCCACGUAAUCGCGAUCACCUGUGUGGUUUGGUCUUUGUAUGUAUUAAUAGAUCGGACAGCGGAAGAAAUCAAGCAAGGCAAUGAUAAUGGUGUUCUUGAAUGGCCAUUUUGGACAAAACUGGUUGUGGUGGCCAUUGGCUUCACGGGAGGUCUUGUCUUCAUGUACGUACAGUGUAAAGUCUACGUUCAGUUAUGGCGCAGGCUGAAGGCCUACAACCGUGUGAUCUUUGUGCAAAAUUGCCCAGACACUGCCAAAAAGCAGGAGAAGAAUUUCUCGUGUAACAUAAACACGGACAUCAAAGAUGCUGUGGUGGUGCCUGUAUCACAAACGGGUACAAAUUCACUGCCAUCUGCAGAGGGAGGCCCCCCUGAGGUCAUCCCGGUGUGACACAAACAGUUGGGAGUUUCUUCACUGAAGGGUAUCUUUCUAGCCCUUAGCCACUACAAAUGACAGAAGUGAUCCUGAAUUAUUCACUCCUUUAUCUUCUUUCUCCUACUGACUCAUUCUUCCUUACUUUGCUCAAAAAAGGAAAGGACCAAAAGGCACCGAUGACCAGGAUCCCAUGAAGCAGUCCAAAGUGUGAUACAGAAAUGUGAAAAAUUUGCUAGAGGUGAUUUCUAAGACAAUUAAGAACCAAUGGAGCGAGGGAUGCUUUCAGGCAAUGACGAAAGACAACAUGGACACAUGCAUCUUCACGAUAGCAGGACAAAGUUUAAGAAUACAGACUUGAAUUGCGAUGUGUAUUUCUUCUAAGGCCUUGUAAUGUUAACUCUCUCAUCCAGAAAUAAGAAACAUACUUGGUUUUAAGCUUGAAAUUGUCUACAUUAUCCUUACAUCAUAUCAGAAGCAAACUUGGAGGAUGCAUAUUUUGAUAUUUAUACUUUGGACGGCUAACAGAUUUUUAUGGCUAUAGUGGAGUCCAGUUGUUUUAACAGAUGCAUGUUUUUAAAAUAGGUGCAAUACACAUUUGAAGAGAUCAAUACUUAGAAUUAUGUUUAAGUCAUGAGCAAAAGAUUUUCAGAGGUUUUUGGGUAUAAUUAGCACUGUUAAAUACCUACAGAAGUUGAAAUCAACUAUCAGGCUCUAUAUUUUAUCUCGUCCCUCUUAAGACAGUGUUGUCCAACAGAUAUAUAACGUGAGCCACAAACGCAGGACAUGUCAUAUGCAUACAUUUUAAACUUUCUAGCAGCCCCAUUAGAGAAGUAAAACUAAAUGAAAUGUUUAUAUUUAACACUAUAUAUCAUUUCAACAUGUCAUCAGUAUUAAAAUUGAGAUAUUUUACAUCUUUUUCUUACGAAUCAAGUCUUCAAAAUCCAGUAUGUAUUUUGUCUUUACAACAUAUCUUCAUUUGAAUUAACUGUACUGGAUAGCACAGCCCUAAAAUUAGAGGCAGGACCUCUGCUUCAUCAAACAGUUGAAUAUUUAAAAACAACAGCUCAAUUCAUUCUUUUAUUCAAAGUCUCUCAAAUAUUACAGUUUUAUUAACCACUUACAUUCAUCAAAUUAAACAUCCUGAGUUAGGUGAACUUACCAUUUCUCUAAAAGGUAAAAAAAAAAACAAAAAAAAAAAGGGAAGGAUGAAAUGAUCUGUGACAAAGUUCUGAAAUUAGCUUGUUUGCUACUAUGAAGCACAGAUGAUAGGGAAACAGAAAUUAAAUAUUUUUCUUAGGUCAAAUGUGUAAGUUUUUUUUUUUUUUAAUCCACAUGUGGUAUCAACUUGACAGAGGAGUAGUUAUGACUAAGCAUUUAGACUCUGUUUGAAAAAGCUGACAGCAUUUCCCUGCUCAGCUGGGAAGUAAAGAUACUGAAUAGAUUUUGUGAUAAGUAAUAAACUGAGUUGUUGAGGUUUGAUGUGCAGCUGAUUAUCGUGCUCCUUGCAUAUUCAUGUAAAACUGAAGCAUGGAUGAUAGAUUCUGCAGUGAGCUAGAUUAAUGAUUAUAGAUGUAGUGACCUGUCAAAGAAAGAGGUUCUACAUUUUAAAAGGUGAUUUAUUUUUGUUAGCUGUCAUAUUUAUUAUUGUGAAAAGGCAACUGUGAUGGCCAUAAGGACCAAAGCAUGGGUAUCGCAUUGCACAAACCUGGGUAUCACAUCGAUGCACUUUGUAAUUAUCAGUGUGCUUGUUCUUCACGGAUUAUCAUAUAAGAAAGGAAAAGGAAAUAACCUUUUAAUGAGGAGAAAGAUAUGAAUAUUAGUAGUGGCUGACACUUAGUCCAAAUAGUCCCAAUUCCUAGAAAUAAAGAAAAGGUAAACAAUGUCGUGUGUGUGUGUGUGUGUGUGGUGUGUGUGUGUGAUUUCAUGUAUGUACAUGAGAAAAGUGGUAAGGUUUUUGGUCAGUCAGGAAACAAAAGGUUUAAAACAUCUUUCUUAAAACUUGUUACGGAGGGUAUGGAAUAAAGGCACAGGGAAGACCCAGUUGAAGUUAACGAAAGUGUACCAAAAUUUCUGCACAAAUAAGGGCAAAAGUGGUGUAAUAAAAAAUUAAUGAACUUUAAACAGACUAAAAUUUGUAUUAACUUCCUCUUAAAUUUCUAUUUUAAAGUUUUAAGAUAAAUACUCAUGAAUAGAAGCUUUGGGUGAUUUAACCAUGGCAUAUCACCCAAUAGAUUAACCUUGAUUCAAUUUUUCUGUUAAUUGCCCUAAGCUUUUUACUAAUCCAUUUCUCCAGGAGCUUAGCAAUGGGAACAAGUUGUUUACAUAUAUUCCCUGGGGGGGUGGGGGAGGAAGUGGGAGGGAAUCUGUCACCAGCAAGCAAUGAAAUGUUAUCUCUUUUGUCUGCUCUGGAAGGAAAAUGAUUAUUUACUUUAAUUACCACCAAAAAUACUAUUUAAAUUCUGUACAAAUCUAAAGAUUGGUAAAUGCAUAGCUCAUUUCUCAAUGGGAAAGGACUGGCUAAUAGGCCUUGUUUAUUAAGGGUCACACCUAACACUAAGAAAAUAUUUCUAGAAUGAAAAGAUCAGCAUUACUGUCUUAACAAGAAAAUACGACAUAGUGUUUUAAGAUCAUACCUAAAUUCUCAAAAUUAACUUACAAAAGCCUUGACUUUCUUGUAAUGAGAAUAUAAUAAUACAUAUAGCUCCCUAGAAGGUUAACAGUCAGCUUUUUAUUCUAUUACUCUUCUGAACUUCAUAUAUAAACCCUGAACUCCCGAAUUUAAAUCUUUUACAAAGUUUUCCUAUAAUGGCUGUUUAUAGUUCAAACAAUCUGAAAUAAUUACAUGCAUUUAAAACCUAAUGUUGAUUUCCUUUCAUAUUUUGUGUGGCAACUGCCCUUUCAGUGAAAGGAUUUGGCUUUGUGACAAUACUGUUGUGGACUGGAUAUACCCUUCAAAAACUACUCUCCAGGCUGACAGUUUUUUUGAAGCAUGUUUUCCUGCUCAUGUAAAAAAAUGGAAUUGAAACAAUGGACUGAAAUUGAAGAAUGGCAACACAAUUCUGUUAAAAAUCUUGGCUUUUUAUAAUCAUGCAUUUGGUAGUAUCAAUACCAUAAACUACAGACAUUUACGCUGUUAAUUUUUAAAAGAACUCUCACUUUCAUUGUAUCAAAGAUUGAAUUGUAAAGGAAUGAAAUUCCAGUUAUUUUUUUAAAGAGUGAAGUCCAAAAGGCAAUUAAGCUUGAGAACAAACACAAGUAAAACAAAAAUGAAAAAAAAUCCAAACAAAAAUGAUCCCAUCAACCUGGGAUAUAGCAGUGGAGACACUGAAGAUAGGUGUAUAUUGAAGAAGUGUUUUAAAAUAUCCCCGGCUUGAAUCUCACUCUGAGCUGCUAUUACAUGUGAUUAUUGCCCCAGAGAUAGCCUCGUUUAUUUUGUUUUGCAAAAGGUCCCUGGGUACCCCUAAAACAUGUAUUGUUUGGCUGGAAAAUUAGCUCAUUAGAGCAAUGACAUCAUUAAGAGACUGUAAUUGCCAAGGGGGUGUGGUGGGGAAGAUUAUUCCAUUUGACUGACAGUUUACCUUUCCUUACCUUGCCAAUGAAUAUUUCGGAACAAAGUAGAGCUCUUUAAACUUAUUAUUCAUUAUUGUAGUUGUUAUAUAAUAAUUGUGAAAGACUUACACUUUAAUUAAGAAAGAUAAAAACCUUUUUUUUCUUAAGUCAGCCCAAAGGUGCUAUUUUACAUAUCAAUACAGCUGAAAGGAAGUGCUGUUAUUUUGGGCUGCAAUGUUUCCUCCAAAUCUGAAGCCCAUUUUGAAAUUGGAUAUCACAUUUAAAACAAACGAGGAAAAAUUAUUUUAACUGUGUGCAAUUUUUGAGAUUGAGCGUUUGUACUUUUUUGGUUUUACCUAAUUCUCUUGCAUUAACAACUUACUGUUUUGUGAAUAAUGUGUACUGAGAUGAAUUAAGGAAAAGAAAAUAAUUAUCUGUGAAAGAAAGAUUUGUAUAUUAAACAAGUGACCUAAA